AUUGAAUAUUAACUUUAGGCGAACCUAAUAAGUAAUUUGAAUUGUUAUGUAAUUAUUCGUUAAUUGUGUAUAAUGUUUAUCUAGAAUGAGUGAUUUUUAUUACUUGGAUUUAUCUUUAGAAUUAGCGCAAGACGAUUCCAACGUUUCUAUUAUAUAUUUGAAAAAGAAUAUUAUAAACAGUUUGAGGCAAAUAUUUGGAGAAAUAUCAUCAAGUGUAAAUAUUGAUAUACUUAAAUAUGAUUCAUGUGAACGACGUGCUAUAAUCAGAGUGCCUGCAGAGCAAUAUGUUAAAUUGAGGAGCUCCUUAACUUUAUGCAGUACAUAUGAAAACAUCAGUUGUGCAUAUAAAAUCCAUAAUAUUUCUCCUUCCUUGCUAUCAUUAAUUGGUAACAGUAGAACCUAUAGUCAUUAGCUCUAAUUACGUAUUAAAGUAAAGUAAAAUA
Molecule: messenger RNA, 443 nt
Organism: Ctenocephalides felis (cat flea)
Lineage: Eukaryota; Metazoa; Arthropoda; Insecta; Siphonaptera; Pulicidae
Gene: Rpp14a
Product: ribonuclease P protein subunit p14
Exons: 2
Coding region: 86-412 (108 amino acids)
Biological process (GO): tRNA 5'-leader removal
Cellular component (GO): ribonuclease P complex
Source: RefSeq, a predicted model, not a curated record